GAAACGUGUGGCAUAAAGCAUUUGACAAGCGAAUUUCAACGGAAAGGUUAACACCAUCAAACCUAGGCAACGCCCAGCAGCGAACGUAGCGAGCGCAAAAGCAGCUCAUUUACAUUUGAAGAAAAUUGAGGCGAACAACAAGAAGAAGAAGAAACGACUCAUAACUAAAACUGAAAUACAGCUCAUGGGAAAAUACAAUAAUAAAAAAAAACUUUCUAAAUAUAUAUUGUGCUUGUGUAUCGGAUUGUAUUUAUUUGUUUGUGUUAGUGCGCCUGCGCAUUAGAACCGGAAGUGCUUGCAGUAAUAUUUGAAUUUGAAAAGAAAAAAAAAAAACAAAACAAAACAAAGAAGCAAACUGUUUAACUGUUAUUACGUGCGCCGUAAGCAUAUAUUACCACAAACCACAAUAAAAACAAACUAAUUGAAAUUCAGUAAACGCGAUUCUUUCACCUACACAUAUACAAGUACAACACGUGUAAAUAUGCAAGUGCAACAAUUUGUGGUCGCCGUCGUAUUGGCCACCCUUUCAGUUCUGCUAGUCGUUCAAGCACAGUCUGGUCCAUUUCCACCUAGACUAAGCAUACCAGGAGCCGUGCCUGUGGGUGGGUCUGUUGGUGCUGCCCGACCUCAGUUCCGCAAUGAUAAAUUGGUACGUGUGCGUCGUCCAAUCGCACUGCGCGCCCAGCAGAAUGCUUUCAUUGCAUCGCCGACUCCUCGCAUUCAAGAGGAACUUAAACCUGUAACUGAAUCGGCGGAGGAUGAACAACCGGAUGUCUUUCUACCGCAACUGUUGCGGGAACAGCAAUUGGCUCAGGCACAACAAGCUCAAUUUCAACAGCAAGCAAACGCUUUCCUCAACGGUGAAGUGAAUACAAUUCAAGAUACCCCCAAUUUACCACAUUUGUUGCAAGAGGACGAUCACAUAUUAGCACCAUCACCACAGACCGUCUUGCCGUCAACUCGUUUUCCAGAACGUCCUACUCCGGCGGUACCCAUAACCUCUGCACCGCCCAGUAACCGACCAGUUUUCAAUGAUUACGGCAUUGGCAGUUUCGGCACACAGCGUUUCGGUCUGGAGCGCCCACAACAGAGUUUACCAGCACCUUCGCCCGUGCCACAACCGCAACAACAGCCACAGCGUGUCAACGUUAUACGCACACGUCCACAAGUACGUGAACAACGGCCACAAUAUGAAGCCCAAGUCGCUCCACAACCGGCUCCAGCACCAGUACGUUCACGCCCACGUCCAGCACCUGCACGACCAGCGAUCGAAUAUAACCAAGUACAGCAGGAAGAUCGGGAGCAGACACAGCAACGCCGACAAAGACCUGUUGCUCAAACGAUACGCAAAUGGCGCGAGGAGAAUGAAGAUGGCAGCAUUACAUGGGGUUAUGAGAAUGACGAUGGUUCAUUUAAGGAAGAAAUUAUUGGCACCGACUGCGUUACAAAGGGAACCUACGGCUACAUUGAUCCCGAUGGCAACAAACGUGAAUAUCACUAUGAAACCGGCAUUAAAUGCGAUCCGAAUACACGAGAAACGGAGGAGGAGCUUCAACAAAAUGCUUUCAUUAAUUACGAACAAAAUACAGCUGUAUUGCCAAAUGGUGUUGAAAUCGACAUGACACAGAUCGGCAAAAAGAAAUCUAGACGACCCAAUUCCAUCUACAGAAAUUAAUAACAUAUAAUGUAAUAUAUGUAUACAUAAUUGUAAUAUUUAAGCGAACAGCAGAUAUCCAUAUUUACAAAU
Ceratitis capitata (Mediterranean fruit fly) is the source of this 1747-nucleotide messenger RNA. RefSeq lists its product as uncharacterized. Gene Ontology annotation, cellular component: chitin-based extracellular matrix. Lineage: Eukaryota; Metazoa; Arthropoda; Insecta; Diptera; Tephritidae. Gene Ontology annotation, molecular function: structural constituent of chitin-based larval cuticle. The coding region runs from base 482 to 1675 and encodes 397 amino acids. The record is from RefSeq and is a predicted model, not a curated record. The transcript is spliced from 3 exons.